This is a messenger RNA of Anopheles darlingi, 1239 nucleotides long. Its product is annotated as phosphatidate cytidylyltransferase, mitochondrial. The record is from RefSeq and is a predicted model, not a curated record. Lineage: Eukaryota; Metazoa; Arthropoda; Insecta; Diptera; Culicidae. Bases 151 to 1158 code for a protein of 335 amino acids. Gene Ontology annotation, molecular function: phosphatidate cytidylyltransferase activity. The transcript has a single exon. Gene Ontology annotation, biological process: CDP-diacylglycerol biosynthetic process; cardiolipin biosynthetic process. Gene Ontology annotation, cellular component: mitochondrion.
GGGGCGGUCGAUAAGCGCGUCGGCUGCUUAAAAUAUUUUGGAAAAAGUUUAGGAUAUAACAGUGAAACCGCAAAAUUAAGGAUCACGAAGGAUAGGAGAUCGUUAAGAAGCAAAAGUGAAGCGACUAGCGUGCACUAGACUUAUCAUACGAUGUUGUCACGCGGCAACACCGCGCCGAUUUUCUACCGGAUUCUGUCCCGGUUCCCGCCCGGCUUCUCGUUCUGUUUCGCAUACGGCUCUGGUGUGAAGCAACAGCUCGGUUACGACACGAUUCGAUCGAAGCGAAACAUGAUCGAUCUGAUCUACACCGUGGACAAUCCAACCCGGUGGCACACCGCCAAUUUGGACCUUAACUUUGAUCACUACUCCGGCAUGCGGUUACUGGGCGGAAACGUGAUUGCUCGCUUCCAGGAGAACUUGGGCGCGCGAGUUUACUUCAACACGCUAGUGCACCUGCCGGAGGAGGACGUCAUCAUUAAGUACGGUGUCGUAUCGACGAAGGACCUGCUAGAGGAUCUGAUCGAGUGGCGCUGCCUUUAUCUUGCCGGCCGGCUCCACAAACCGGUCGAAAUCAUACGCAACGCUUCCAGUUCCAAAAUUCAGAACGCGAUGGAGCAGAAUCUACGAUCGGCACUGCACGCCGCCCUGCUUAUGCUUCCCGAAAAAUUCACCGAGUUCGAGCUGUACCGGGCAAUCUCCAACCUAAGCUACGCUGGAGACUUCCGCAUGAUCUUCGGCGAAAAUAAGAACAAAGUGAACAACAUUGUGCGACCACAGAUCGAGAACUUCCGCAACCUGUACGCGAGUUCGAUCGCCGAGCAGCGUCACUGUCUGGAGUUACCGAUGAAUGGCAGUGAUAAUCAAAUCUGCACACAAGAUGUCUCAGAAGCUGCCAUUCUAGCACACCUGAAUGGGCUGCCAAGGUGGCCAAUCCGACGUAUUGUCGAACGACAAACCAGUGGACGGUAUCGGCAGGACACCGAGGAUAUCUUGAUAGGCGUGUCCCGCUCCUCGAACUACCGUGCAAUCGUUGCGCGCUGUUUACGAUCGAUCGUGUGGACCAGCAGUGUUUGGCAAUCGAUCAAAAAUAUUCCCACGGCCGGUGCCAGCAAGGCGGUUCGCUACAGCUGGGCAAAAGCACUGAAGACGUUCAGCUAAAAGGAAGCGGAAGCGAUUAUGCUUCUCGAAUACCCUAGUCGAAUGAAUGAAAAACUCAAUAAAGAUGCCAAUGGAACUGUU